CAUCUUUCUCCUACUCUCUACCAGUUUGGCAAAGUUGCCAUUUUGCUUUCUAGCAUCGGUUACCUGGAACCCAGUCACCUGUCGCCUAUCUUGCAUCCUACCUGCCUGCCUACCUGCCCGUCUGCCUACCUGCCUGACCCUCUGCCUGAUCCCUGGAAUUUUGACCGGUGUCACUAGUAUUGCUGCUGAUUGCCCUGCCGGCUCUUUCCUCAGCCAGUGAGAAGAACGACAAUCUAGUCAUGUCACUGAACCCAAGUCUGGAGAACAUAGUUCCUAACAUCCCUGCUAACCAAUCGGAAAAUCAAGCUAAUAAGGCUAAGACAGUUGUUGUUCUCAAAGGGAUUGAGAACAACGUGGACCAGUCCCCCUCACUCAAGGUUGGUCAAACCAACCUGGAAUGGCAGACCUUUGAUGGCUCUCUCCCCAACGGAGCAGUUUCAAGCUACAACGAAUACGUUAAACGCACUGACUACGUUGGCAAAUUCAGGCGCGAGGCCGGCUUCUACAACCCUGAGAAGAAUCCUUGCUUCCUCUACUACCCCUAUUGUAAUAAAGAGCUCCAUGGCUCCCCAUUUGAGAUCCUGGUAAACAAAGACAACUUUGAGUUUUUGGAAUGGAAGGAUGGCUCCUGGGGUUCAGUGCCUGAUAAUGCAGUCGAGACCUACUCCGGCAGCAAUGUAUAUGUUGGGAAGAACCAGUAUGGUCUUGGCAAGGUAGAUGUUCAAAAUAAGUGUUUCUACCUUCCGUGGGAAGGUUAUGAGUAUUGGUACAGGGACUACGAGGUCCUGACCGUUAACAAAGAUGCAAUCAGCGAGGACAUAUCUGAUGUCAAAUAUAAAACUGAUGAUGUUAAAAUCAUUCAGCAUCCUCCAGAGACCAUGCAAAAGUCUGUCCUCACCAACAAUGAGUGCCAUUCAGUGAAACAAACAAAUACCCUCUCAAAGACAACCCAAAGGGAGCAAAGGUGGGACACCAGCUUUUCGUUUACAGUGGGCGUCAAGAGUACCAUCACUGCCGGAAUCCCCGAAAUCAUGUCCGCAAGCGUUGAGGUUAGCGCUGAAACGACCCUCCAGUACACCAAGGGGACCACUCAUAUCGAGUCGACCACCCACACUGUUUCUGUUGAGGCUGAAAUACCAGCAAAACACUCCUGCCGUGUCAGUAUGGUGGGAUAUAAGUACACAGCAGACAUCCCAUACACUGCACGCCUCAAGCGCACCUACAGAAAUGGGAAGACCACAUGGAUGUCCAUCUCUGGGACCUACAAAAGUGUCCAAAUGGGAGAAGUCCGGGGUGUGGUGGAUCACAGUGAACCUAUACCUGAUGCCAAGCUCUGUCCCUGAGCAGUUUCAUGAGAUACGAAACCUGACAUAUUGUAUGUCCAUAACAUUGUAAUGAAAAGCUAAAAAUAAACCUGCUUUUGUUUUAUGUGCCUUAACAUAUUUUAUAAGACAGUAAAACUAAUUCAAUUUAAA
Molecule: messenger RNA, 1475 nt
Organism: Perca fluviatilis (European perch)
Lineage: Eukaryota; Metazoa; Chordata; Actinopteri; Perciformes; Percidae
Product: natterin-3-like
Exons: 3
Coding region: 240-1343 (367 amino acids)
Source: RefSeq, a predicted model, not a curated record